AGAGGACUUCAUAUUAAAAUUUUUGUAAUGGUGUAGUGAAUAUCAGUGGAACUUAUUCAAUAUUGACAAGGAAAUAGAUCAGAAUAAUAAGAAUUGGGUUUUCAAUAAGGCACAACGUAACGAUGGGUUCAGCAUUUGAAAUUUCAUUAAUCUUUUGGAUUGCGCUUUAUUUUUCCCUCACCACUUGCAUAAAUGGUGAUUCUUAUGUUUGCAAAAAAGUGAAGUGUGGAUGUGAAUUUAGUACUAAAAAUGGAACCUAUAAAAUUUCAAUGGACAAAAUCAGCAAGAAAGGAACUUAUUUCAAAGAAAUUAGAAAUGGCUACUGGACCUACUUUGUUGAUCCAUGUUAUGGGUUUACAAUGAACACUAUUUGUACGGGGGUCAGACUGUGCCAAUUUGCAGACGGACAGUCUUUUCCUAUUGCAAAAGAUAUAAAAAGUUAUGGUGAUUAUAAUGAAGACCAGAGAUCAUUGACAGUUAAAUAUGCACCGGUUACCUUUCAAGGGGCAACGCGUCAUUUGGAAUUAAUUUUGGUAUAUGACAGCGCAACCUCGGUAACGGUGUAUCAAUCAAGUGACUUUGAUUAUAAAGUCGCAAUAAAAUCACCAAGCAUUGUUCCUCAAAAAGUUCAUCCAGGUUCAAAUCAGGACAAAUCAAGCAGCCUCAGAACUGGCAGCAUCCCUUUCGAAGUCUAAUCUAAUCGCACUCUAACUGGGGUCACAACUAGGGGUCUCAUAGCUUUCAGCUUUUAUUAAACGCCUCUGCAUGGGGUUUAAUCCAGAUGUAGAAGUGUGUGUGUAAUUUUUUUUUAUUGUAAAACAGUGUUGCCUCUUCUCACAGGGCUAUUAGUUUGUAACACUAUUCUGUGCUACCCUCAUUCAAUAAAGAGUUUACUUACUUA
This is a messenger RNA of Dendronephthya gigantea, 901 nucleotides long. RefSeq lists its product as uncharacterized. The coding region runs from base 123 to 695 and encodes 190 amino acids. The transcript is spliced from 6 exons. The record is from RefSeq and is a predicted model, not a curated record. Lineage: Eukaryota; Metazoa; Cnidaria; Anthozoa; Malacalcyonacea; Nephtheidae.